AUGUCAUUGACCAGCUCACCUUCAUCACCCCGACCCAUCCAUCAGCGACAACUGUCCUCAUCGUCACCUUCACAUUCAACUCCUCUCCACGGUCUCUCUCAGUCAGCCGCCUCAUCAAGCUCAUCGUACUCAUGUCCUAGAUUCAGAUCAUACACUCUGAAUAGUACCACAACCGGCUCUAGUACUAACGGAAACGGAUCACCGACGAAAAAUGGAUAUUUCACGAAAUCAGAACCUACCAGUCCGAAUGGCAGGGUGGUUAUAAAGGGAUUAACACCGAUAGGUAAUAUAAAUGGAAUACAGUUGGAUCAAUACAAGUCGCAACCCCAGCCUCAACCUCAAGCUAGAUACGGUGCAUCUCAGAAUGGGUUGAUGGGUCCACCUACAAAUAUACCGUCUUCAUCACAUCCUCACCAAAUACAACAUUCACAUUCACAUUCUCUUCCUACUUCCGCAUCACAUCAAGCACCUAAUCAGAAUCAAGUACCUAUGCAAAUCACUCAGAGACACCAGCAACAGCAACAGCAACAUGCAGGACCCUCGCGUUCGACUACCAUUCCCAUCCCCAUACUUGUGCCCGGCCACAGUGCAGGUGUGCGACCCUCUUACAAUCCGAUAACAUCCACUGCGCCAUUUGCAAAAUACAAAGGUCGACAAAUCCCUGCUAAACCCAAACAUAACGUAUAUCCAAUCACAUACAGAAAUGGGAAUGGGCAUGUUGCAGGAGAAGAUUCAGGUAUAGAUUCCGAUGCGACUGUUAGACCAGGUAGGAAUAAAGGUAGUUUGAGUCAGCCUGAUUUGACUGCAUUGAGAUCAAGGAGGUUGGAAGGAUGGACCGAGGGUCUGCGAGCUGGUAGUGGGAGACCUAGUCAGGUACAACCUAUACCCAUCAGUCAAGGUCAAGGUCAAAGAGUAGAACAUACAGAAGGCAUGUCUAGUGGGAAUGGAGACAUUAAAAGAAGACCAUCAAAUACUCGAACUAAAACACCUUCAUCUACCAACAAACCUUAUGGCUCUGCUCAAACUUCGACGGAUCUCAAAGAAAGUUGGUUACCUGCUUCUCCUACUCAUUCUCGCUCUCAUUCCUCGCAAUCUCUCUCUUCCCUCAGUAGGAAAUCACCCAGCACUUCACCUAGAAGUACACCAUUGAACUUUCCGGUCAUGUCACCUAUCACCCCUUCUGGACAGACUCAACUGUAUUCUUCAUCAGAGGACGAAGGUCCCCCUACUAUGUUUUCCACCAACAAACCUCCUUCCGGGCUCGGACCGUUUAUACCGUUAGAUAGGGAUAAUACGUCUUCUUCAGGUGGAGAAGCAGAUGAUGAUUAUUCACAUUCACCAUCAUCUGGUUCAGGAUCAGGAUCAAUAACGUUCUCCCCUAAACGGACGAAAUUCAAAUCUUCUUCAUCGGGAGGAUUGAGGAAUAGGUUCUUGGGUGAUAAGAGAUAUUCGCCUACGAGCAAUAGUAGUACCAGUGUUAGUAGUAGUACGGGAUUAGGAUUGACUCUAAACGAUAAUGCUAAUAACACUAUCGGGACUGGGACUGAAACGGAUAUGGACUUGGAUGUUGACGAAAAUAGGACGAAUUCACCUGAUCAAUUGACAGAUGGAAUGUCAAGGUCAAGUCGCGGAGUAGGAGUGAAUAUAUUAGAUAAAUUGGAAAAUAUCUUUCAGAAGUCUACAUUGCUACCCUUGCGAUUAUUGGCCAUUAUACCCUCCCUAUGGGGUAUAUGUGUUCUGAUCGAGGCUCUGGUCACUGGAGGAUUAUGGGUGGAUGUAUGGCCUUGGGGAGUGGACCUCACGAGGGAAGCGUUGGAGAGACUCGUAGCUGGAGGAGAGGGUAGUCCAGGUGAGUGGAGAAAGAUAGAUAGAGGUGAUGUGGGACUUUGUGUCGCAUGGGCAAUUUGUACCGCUCAUUUCUGUUUCUCUUUAACCACCGGCCUGACUCACCGAUGGCGUUCUUACUACUCUUUGCCAUCCACUAUCACCCGCUUGGUCUCACUCCAAUGUCUAUGUUGGCCCGCUACCUAUCUCACUUUAUGGUUCCUUGGUGUCGAUAGAUUAUUGCUAUGUUGGGUAGUUAUAGGAGUGACGACAGGUUGGUCUAGAACUGUACAAAUGUGGGUGACGUCCAAUGUCAUCCCCCCGCCUCCUCGACCGACCGAUCUGGACGAAUUUGCGGCUGGUGGUGCGGGUGAUAUAACACCAAAUCUAAGGAAGAUGAAUAUUGGUCCUCCGGAGAUACCUGAGGGUCUGAGUACAUGGGAAGCAUUUAGAUGGGGUAGGAAAUGGGAUUGGGAUAAUGUAGCGAGGGAGGUGGGCUGGAAAGUUGGUGGGUUGUUGUUGGUCACUUGUGCGUGGUUAUUCUGGGGUAUAGAAAAGGGAACGAGAGUGAGGAUAUAA
Molecule: messenger RNA, 2403 nt
Organism: Kwoniella mangroviensis CBS 8507
Lineage: Eukaryota; Fungi; Basidiomycota; Tremellomycetes; Tremellales; Cryptococcaceae
Exons: 2
Coding region: 1-2403 (800 amino acids)
Biological process (GO): cellular response to oxidative stress; protein N-linked glycosylation
Cellular component (GO): endoplasmic reticulum membrane
Source: RefSeq, a predicted model, not a curated record